Molecule: messenger RNA, 619 nt
Organism: Geodia barretti
Lineage: Eukaryota; Metazoa; Porifera; Demospongiae; Tetractinellida; Geodiidae
Source: the annotation of a GenBank genome assembly
AUGACACUCAAUGAUACUGACAUCCUAAAUGAACCAGUUGUCAGUCACACUGUGGAUCUACCUCCUUGUGUCUCAGACUGCUACACUCUCCAGUGUACUGUGACAGCCUCUAAUGCUAUAGGCCAGAGCAACAUUUCCGUCACUAACAUCUUUUUCCCUAAGAUGCAAGUCAGUCCAGCUCCUGCCAUAGAGCUGGUGAAAACGCUGCCCCUGGGGGGUGGGAAACAAGAGAUUGUCGUUUGUGUGAAGCUCCCAGUGUUGUGUGUGUUCCAGAGAGUGAGGUACAGAGUUGUCAUCUCUCAUGGAGGAGACCCAGUCCUAGAGCUGUCCAGAGAGUUCAACUACAGCAGUGGCUACACUAGUGAGUGUAUUGAGGAGAAGGUCAGUGGAGAGCUGGAGGAGGGAACUGAGUACAGUCUCCUGGUCUUUGGAGACUCUGGGAACUAUUCUUCUUCCAACAUUCAAACCUUCAGUGAGUAGCUAUAAAUAAGUGUGACUCCUAUGUAUCCUGAAGAUAGUUUGCCUCUCAUUCUCAAAAUGGCAAGCUGAUAAAUAAAAAGCUAUAAUAUACUAUUGGAGGUGUUUUUGUGGGCAUUAGUUAAAGGCAAUGUGUCAGUAG